Molecule: messenger RNA, 792 nt
Organism: Megalobrama amblycephala (Wuchang bream)
Lineage: Eukaryota; Metazoa; Chordata; Actinopteri; Cypriniformes; Xenocyprididae
Product: DNA-directed RNA polymerases I, II, and III subunit RPABC2
Exons: 5
Coding region: 168-551 (127 amino acids)
Biological process (GO): DNA-templated transcription
Cellular component (GO): RNA polymerase I complex; RNA polymerase II, core complex; nucleus
Molecular function (GO): DNA binding; DNA-directed RNA polymerase activity
Source: RefSeq, a predicted model, not a curated record
AUUUUGGGAACGACACUGUUAUUGCGCUCGUGUUUCUGCACGGACUGUGAAACUGGUGCACAGCCGGAAGUUCGUUCCAUGCUUCGAGACGGUCAGGCGCGAGACGCCACAAUAAACAGAAGAUAUCAAAGAAUUUAAUCGUUUUUACGACAUACGAGACACUAAUAAUGUCUGACAACGAAGACAAUUUUGAUGACGGAGAUUUUGAUGAUGUUGAAGAUGAAGAGCCUCUGGAUGAUCUGGAGAAUGCGGAGGAUGAGGAUCAGGAGAACGUCCAGAUCCUGCCGGCGGGAGAAGGACAGCAGGCCAAUCAGAAGAGGAUCACCACUCCUUACAUGACCAAAUACGAGCGCGCGCGAGUGCUGGGUACGCGAGCGCUGCAGAUUGCGAUGUGUGCGCCGGUGAUGGUGGAGCUGGAAGGAGAGACAGAUCCGCUGCAGAUCGCCAUGAAAGAGCUCAAGAGCAGGAAGAUCCCCAUCAUCAUCCGCCGGUAUCUUCCUGACGGCAGUUACGAGGACUGGGGCUGCGACGAGCUCAUCAUCACCGACUGACGUCCACACACUCACUCUGAUCACGUGAUCAUCGCUGUCAGAAGUCAGAUCUGUGUGUUACAGCAGUGUUUACAUCUGCUCUGCUCUGGUUUAUAGUGUGGAGGUUCAUCCUGCAGUUCUGGUGUUUGUCCACAUGAGGGCAGCACUAACACACCAUAAACACCCAGACUCUGAAUCCUUAUUUAAUGUUUAUUUGACUGUUUUAUUCAUGCAUAAUUAAACCUUUUUGUACUUAAUGAUA